This is a messenger RNA of Clarias gariepinus (North African catfish), 2591 nucleotides long. RefSeq names its product solute carrier family 5 member 6 (gene slc5a6b). The coding region runs from base 339 to 2246 and encodes 635 amino acids. The record is from RefSeq and is a predicted model, not a curated record. Gene Ontology annotation, cellular component: membrane. Gene Ontology annotation, molecular function: sodium-dependent multivitamin transmembrane transporter activity. NCBI's taxonomy places the organism in Eukaryota, Metazoa, Chordata, Actinopteri, Siluriformes, Clariidae. Gene Ontology annotation, biological process: pantothenate transmembrane transport; biotin transport; sodium ion transport. The transcript is spliced from 16 exons.
UAAGUUUUACGCACAAUUAAAUCGUGUGGCAUUGUCGCGCUUCCUGAUUUAUAGUAAUCCGAUGACCUCUCAUUCUGUCACUGAGCGUGGACCAGCGUGCUGAAAGAAAUAAACAUUGGCUAGGGAUAAGACGUGGGACAUGAGGAGGAGUGUGAGACUUCGUUGACAGUAUCAGGGUCAGAUCACAUGAACGCAGUCAGAACAGCAGCUGUAUUGUUACAUAUAACACACGGAAAAUGAAACACGUGGUUAGUUGUGAGUGAUUUCUCAACGCACGACUCAUGAUGGCGCGCAGGUAACUCUUCUUAAAGGUGCAGGUGCUCCUCUCUUCCUCAUGGAUGGCUGCAGCAACAUUCUCCCUUUCCCAGCCUCCAUUUAAAGCCUUCAUCAGCAUGGACGGUGCUGGACAGAAGUAUUUUACUCCCAUUGACUUUGUGAUAUUUGCUUUGCUCCUGGUGGCCUCCAUGGCCAUAGGGCUGUAUUAUGCCCUCUCUGGAGGACGGCAAAAGACCACACAGGAGUUCCUGUUGGCUGACAGGAGCAUGAGGUGUCUGCCCCUUUCCCUUUCUCUCAUGGCCUCGUUCCAAUCUGCCGUUGCUAUAGUGGGGACGCCGGCGGAGAUCUACACUAAUGGAACACAGUACUGGUUUAUAGGCUGCGCUUAUAUUCUGGGGCUCCUGAUCCCGGCCCAUGUCUUCAUCCCAGUGUUCUACAGACUCCAUCUAACCAGUGCUUAUCAGUAUUUGGAGCUGCGUUUCUCUAAAGCAGUCCGAAUAUGUGGGACAUUGACCUUCAUUUUUCAAAUGGUCAUUUAUAUGGGUGUUGGUGUUUAUACUCCAGCUCUCGCACUGAAUGCAGUUACUGGUUUUCACUUGUGGGGAGCAGUAUUAGCAACUGGACUUGUCUGUACAAUAUACACCACACUGGGUGGGCUGAAAGCGGUCAUCUGGACAGACGUUUUUCAGACGGUGGUGAUGUUUGCAGGUCAGCUGGCUGUUGUCAUAGUGGGUGUCCAGAAGGCAGGUGGUAUUUCUGAAGUUUGGAGAAAGGCCACGGAGGGAGGCUUGAUUUCUGGCAUUGAUAUUAAUCCUGACCCGACUGAACGACACACAUUCUGGACUUUGGCGUUUGGGGGUGUGUUCCUGAUGCUCUCUCUUUAUGGUGUGAAUCAGGCACAAGUUCAGAGGUAUCUUAGUUCUCGCACGGAGAAAGAGGCAAUAAGGUCAUGCUACAUGGUGUUCCCUUGUCUUCAGACUGCUUUGGGUCUAAGCUGUCUGAUGGGAGUUGUUAUGUUUGCAUGUUACGGUAGAAACAGUCCAUUAGACAAGCAGUAUAUCACAUCUAAAGACCAGAUGGUGCUAUACUUUGUCAUGGACAUGCUGCAGGAUAUUCCUGGACUUCCUGGACUGUUUGUUGCAUGCUUAUUCAGUGCAUCCCUAAGCACAAUUUCCUCCGCUUUUAAUUCCUUGGCCACAGUAACAAUGGAGGAUUUCAUUAAGCCUUAUUAUCCCUCUCUGUCGGAAGCAAGAGCCACCCUAAUGUCCAAGAUACUUGCUUUUUCAUAUGGCCUUUUAUGCCUUGCCAUGGCCUAUGCUGUCCAUCUGAUGACUAGUUCUGUUUUGCAGGCAGCCCUCAGCAUCUUUGGGAUAGUUGGAGGUCCCUUGUUGGGACUCUUCUGUCUUGGGAUAUUUUUUCCCUGGGCGAAUAGCACUGGUGCUGUAACCGGGCUGGCUGCUGGUCUCAUCAUGGCCUUCUGGGUUGGCAUCGGUGGAUUUUUGGCUCAGAUGUCAAGUACUGCCACAGGGCAUCCACAUAAUGGCAGUUAUCCAGUAGCAACAGAAAAUAUGACCUUCACUACAAUGAGUUCAAUAUUAACUCCAGCGAUUAAUAAAACAAGUAAACCUGUUGGGCUUCAUGGCCUCUAUUCCCUAUCAUACAUGUGGUACAGUGCGCUCAACUCCACUGUUGUGGUACUUAUUGGACUUCUUGUCAGUCUUAUCACAGGUCCAUUGAAGAAAAGGGACUUAACACCAGGCACCGUUUAUCCUGUCCUGGAUAAUAUAUGUUUUUUUCUUCAAUUCAUGCUGAAGCCCUGUGGAUUACAACCAGAGCACAGGAUCAUUACCCAUUGUGAACAAAUGAAUGGUGUUGCCAGGCCUGAGACAAACACUGGAACAGAAGAUGAGAAAGAGACGUUUCUGCCACUAGGCCAAAAAUGUUAUUUGGAGAAGGAAAGUUCAGUGUGACACAGCAUUAAAAAUGUUAUGUCGAUUAAAAUUAGGACUCCACCGAACAUUGAUGAUGAAUGUUAUAUGAGCCAAGUUGUUGUGCCGAUCAGUUGAUCGGCUGUAGUGAUCCCUCAAAGGGAAACAGCCGAAAGACUAACAAUGAGUGUUAUAUGAUAAAUAUCUGUUGUUUACAAAAUCUGUCAGCUGAGCCUAGGAGGAAUCUUUUUUUCCCAUUUGUUUUGGGCUGCAAGUAGUACAAAUAAAAAGCUGCUUUAAAUAACGAACAUUUAUAUGAAUGUAGAUGAAAUUUAGAAACACUGGUUGCAAAAGCAAAAAAGAAUUAUUAAAUAAUUGACUUUUUUU